AACGAAAGGCGGUGACGCCACACAAAAGAUUUCUAUAGGCUCCCGGGAGGCUGCGGCCGAGGCGGCGGCGGCGGGGGCGAGGCCGGCCGGGACCAGGAGAGCCUCGGGGCAGCCGGGCGGCGCGCCCACGGCCGCGCUCCGAGGUGCCGAGCCGGGCGGAGGCGGCGUCUCCCUGUGCCUUUCGGCCCCCGCCCUUCCUUUCCGUUCCUCCGGCUCGCUCGGAAGUUGGAGGCUGGCAAACAUGGCAGAAGCCGGGGCCCGGGCGGGUGGCCGCGGCAGCGCGGGGACCUUGUGAGUUGGCCCAGCCGCCGGGGACCCGCGCGCAGGACGUCCGAUGCGCAGGGCCCGCGGCGAGGAGCAGGAGGAGGAGGAGCCGGGCAUGGACUCGCGCCCACGGCCAGCUGCGGGCCGCGGGGCCGGAGGGCGUGCCGCCCGGGCGCCGGGCCGCGCACUGUGAGUGGCGAGGCGGGAAAGGGCCGCCGGGCGUGGCGGGCGGACGGCGGACGGAGCGCGAGCGGGCGGCCUCUGUGCAAUCCGUGCGGCUCCCGCCCGACUGACUCGGCGCGGCCGCGCCAGCACCGGCCACACCCUCGGGCCGGGCCGCUUCCCGAGAGCCGGGGACAGGAGAUGCGCUGGGGAGGCCGCGCGUCCCCCAAGCGCCAGGCCGGGCCACCGUCGCGGGGAAGUGCCGCCGCCGCCGGGCGGGGUCCCCGCUCCCGAAGCCCACGUGCCCCGCGGAGCCGAGGAGGCUGACAGGAGAGCCCGCCCGGGCCGCCGCCGCCGCGCUCCUCCCCGAGGAAGGGAUUUUGAUUUCAAAGAAAGGAAGGAAGGAAAGGAGACAACUCCCAGCUUCCCCUCCCGCCCGCCCGCUCCAGCGGCGGGGCCGGGCCAUGCCCAGGAAGGCGGCGGCGGCGGCGGCGGCGGCGGCCCCGCAGAAGGGACUUUCCUGGCAGCCCGGUAACGAGGAGCGCGCCCCGUGAGUUUGCCGCGCCCGGUUCAUGGUUCCUGCAAAACCUCCCGGAGGCCGGAGGCCCAGCGCCGCAGCUCCUUCCCGCGCCUGGAAGAGCCUCCUGCGUCCCCUGGCCCGGGGGCCCGCCCCGCGCCGCCACCGCCGCCGCCCCGCGCCCUCCGCCCGCGGCGGUGGAUGGCACGAUGGUGCGGGGACGGCACCGCGGCCCUGGCCAGCUGAGUCGCGACGGCUGCGCAGGCGGCGGCAGCGGCAGCGGCGGCGGUAGCGGGCUCCCCAGCGGCAUGCCAGUGCCCCCCGGGCGCGAUGGCUAGCGGCAGCGCGGGGAAGCCCACCGGCGAGGCGGCUUCUCCGGCUCCCGCGAGCGCCGUCGGCGGCGGGACCAGCUCGCAGCCGCGGAAAAGGCUGGUGGCCGUGUGCGACCAGUGCAAGGGCAAGAUGCAGCUGGUGGCCGACCUGCUCCUGCUGUCCAGCGAGGCCAGGCCUGUGCUCUUCGAGGGCGCGGCCGGCGCCGGCGCCGAGUCCUUCGAGCAGUGCCGGGACACCAUCAUCGCGCGCACCAAGGGGCUCUCCAUCCUGACGCACGACGUGCAGAGCCAGCUGAACAUGGGCCGCUUCGGCGAGGCGGGGGACAGCCUGCUGGAGCUGGGCGACCUGGUGGUGUCGCUGACCGAGUGCUCGGCCCACGCGGCCUACCUGGCGGCCGUGGCCACGCCGGGCGCCCAGCCCGCGCAGCCGGGGCUGGUGGACCGCUACCGGGUGACCCGCUGCCGCCACGAGGUGGAGCAGGGCUGCGCCACGCUGCGCGCCACGCCGCUGGCCGACAUGACCCCCCAGCUGCUGCUGGAGGUGUCGCAGGGCCUGUCGCGCAACCUCAAGUUCCUGACGGACGCGUGCGCCCUGGCCAGCGACAAGUCCCGGGACCGCUUCGCGCGCGAGCAGUUCAAGCUGGGGGUCAAGUGCAUGAGCACGAGCGCGUCGGCGCUGCUGGCCUGCGUGCGCGAGGUCAAGGCGGCGCCCAGCGAGCUGGCCCGCGGCCGGUGCGCCCUGUUCAGCGGGCCGCUGGCGCAGGCGGUGGGCGCGCUGGUGGGCUUCGCCACGGAGCCGCAGUUCCUGGGGCGCGCGGCCGCCCUGAGCGCCGAGGGCAAGGCGGUGCAGACGGCCAUCCUGGGCGGCGCCAUGAGCGUGGUGUCGGCCUGCGUGCUCCUGACCCAGUGCCUCAGGGAUCUGGCGCUGCACCCCGACGGGGGCGCCAAGAUGUCGGACCACAGGGAGAGGCUGAGGAACUCGGCCUGCGCCGUGUCUGAAGGCUGCAACCUGCUAUCUCAGGCUUUACGGGAGAGGUCUUCGCCCAGGACUUUACCGCCAGUGAAUUCCAAUUCUUUGGAUGAGGCGUAUCCGUGGUGUGGAAGGAGUCUGACAUUGCCACGUGAUUUGCAAACGGGGUGUGGGGGCGGGGGGGGGGGUGGAAGAGCUACUGUGAGUGUGUUUUAUUUCCUGAUUUACACUAUAGGGUGAUUUCUCCCCUCCCCCUCCUCCCCCCCCAACCCCCUCCAAUGUCAAGUUUGUCCCUUGCAUGUACUGGAGUAUUUAUUUCAUCCAUUAAAAGUGUUACGUUUCUCA
Molecule: messenger RNA, 2590 nt
Organism: Eptesicus fuscus (big brown bat)
Lineage: Eukaryota; Metazoa; Chordata; Mammalia; Chiroptera; Vespertilionidae
Gene: TLNRD1
Product: talin rod domain containing 1
Exons: 2
Coding region: 1274-2485 (403 amino acids)
Molecular function (GO): actin binding
Source: RefSeq, a predicted model, not a curated record